Molecule: messenger RNA, 1330 nt
Organism: Scheffersomyces amazonensis
Lineage: Eukaryota; Fungi; Ascomycota; Pichiomycetes; Serinales; Debaryomycetaceae
Gene: MRPL8
Product: mitochondrial 54S ribosomal protein bL17m
Exons: 1
Coding region: 405-1172 (255 amino acids)
Biological process (GO): translation
Cellular component (GO): ribosome; mitochondrial large ribosomal subunit
Molecular function (GO): structural constituent of ribosome
Source: RefSeq, a predicted model, not a curated record
AUGGUGCUUCAACUGAAGAUAUCGCCAGAACUUGUCAUGCUCAUCCAACCUUAUCUGAAGCUUUCAAAGAAGCUGCUUUAGGUACUUUUGAUAAAACUAUUAACUUUUAAGUCAACCUAAAAAAUAAUCUAGAUUUCGAAUGUCUUGACUUUUAAUCUAAAAUUAUCUUCUUUACUCUUUGUAUAUUCAUAAUCAUACAAAUAAUACAUACAAGUGUACAUUAUAAAAAUUUAUAUGGUGAUGUCGCGGAUUUGAUGUUUUUUUUGCGACACAGUACAAAGUAAAUCUGUAAUUAAAAUGUCGCUAAAAAUUUUCAGAAAUAUCAAAGAAAAUCUUAAGAGCCUUUUGAACAAUAAUUAACCAUAGUUAGAAGACUAAGAGCUGAUACAGUAAUAUAAUACAUAAUGCCUUCAUUACAAAAGUUCCACGCACAAGUGGCUCGUCAUAAUAAACUGAUGAUGAAAAAUUUGUGUGCAAAUUUGAUUCGUAAUGAAGCUAUAAUAACUACCAAAUCUAAGGCUAUGAAAGCUCAAGCCAAGAUCGAAAAGUUUUUACAUGAAGCUUUAGAAAAUGAAAGAGCAUUUAAUGCUAAAGAGAAACCACUUGAUAUAAAAGAUAGAUUAGCAAUUAAUAAAGCCUUUAGAUAUUUACAACCUCCCGAUAAAGAAGAAGUUGGAAGUAAAAUUAUAAAUGAAUUAUCAAAAAGAUAUCCUAAUAGAAAAACUGGAUUUACUCGUAUAAUAAAACUUGAAAGAAGAUUAGGAGAUGAUAAAGCUCCAAUGGCUUUAAUUGAAUUAGUGGAUUCUCCAAUUGAAUUUAAGUUCUGGUAUCAAGCUAAAGUCGUAGCAAGAUUAGAAUUACAAAAUUUACCAUUAGAUGAUCUUACUAGUCAUAAUGUUAAGAAAUUAACUAAAGAAAGAGAAAAUGGUGAAGAAGAAUUUAGAAAUGCAGUUGAAACUUGUAAACGUGAAUUCUUUAAAUAUGAUACUGAACUGAAGGAAUUUCUCGAUCCAGAAAUAGAAGAACAAAUAAAGAAUAUUCCAACUAAUCUUGAAUAUUAUGGUGGUGAUCUCGUUGGAAAAGUAUUGGUAUCAAAGAAGCAUCCAACUAAACCAAGAUUUAAAAAGGAAAUUGAACUUCCACCUUCACCAUUUUUAGCUGACUCCAAAUAGUCAGUUAGUCAUUCAUAAAGGUCUUGUAGAUAUGUCCUCUACUGUACAUAGCAUUAAUAUCACAUAGUAACAUAGUACUUUAAACAAAUGUGUAGAAAGGUAGGUGCAAAUAAAAAUUGGCGUGCACUAUUGACAAUUUUCAGAUAUCUCCAAUAGGU